Papaver somniferum (opium poppy) is the source of this 1515-nucleotide messenger RNA. RefSeq lists its product as uncharacterized. The record is from RefSeq and is a predicted model, not a curated record. The transcript is spliced from 5 exons. Lineage: Eukaryota; Viridiplantae; Streptophyta; Magnoliopsida; Ranunculales; Papaveraceae. Bases 228 to 1286 code for a protein of 352 amino acids.
UCUUAGUAUACAAUGAGGUGAGUGCACUUUCUACUGAGUAAACUCUACGAUUCGUUCUUUACUUUAGGAAAUGAUCAGUACUAAAAGACUAGCCUCAUCUCCAACUCAACCUGUAAAUAUCAUCAGUGCACAUUUUUGCAACAUACAUUACCAAUUUUAUUCAAAGAAUAGCGCCAUCCCUGGGCAGGUGUUCAGAAGCUUCUGUCAUAUUGCCUAAUCCUGGUCAAAUGAGUCACAUAUGCGGCCGAGUAGUGAUGAUGGGGAUGUUAUUCACCCUCGUCGCGGUACCUUGCUUUAUCUUCUACAAAGAUGCAUAUCCAAUACAGUUUUCGCGUUUCUCGUGUCGUAAUGAUCUCAAUGAAAAUUCAUCUCCCCUAAAAAAUGAGCAAGUGAAAUUGGAGAGAGUACUCAAGGCAGCAUCGAUGAAAGACAAAACAGUUAUCUUAACAACAUUGAAUGAAGCAUGGGCAGUUCCAAAUUCAGUUUUUGAUUUGUUUCUUGAGAGCUUUAAAAUAGGAGACAACAUCAAACAUCUGUUGAGUCAUUUGGUGAUCAUUGCAAUGGAUCAGAAGGCAUAUGAGCGUUGUUUAGAAGUGCAUCCUCAUUGCUAUGCUUUGAAUGUAGAAGGAGUUGAUUUCACCAAGGAAGCAUAUUUUUUGAGCCCAGAAUACUUGAAAAUGGUCUGGAGUAAGAUUGAUUUUCAGAGAAGUGUUCUCGAAAUGGGUUACAACUUCCUUUUCACGGAUGCUGAUAUAAUGUGGUUUCGAGAACCAUUUACCCGGUUUUACGAGGACACCGAUCUCCAAAUAUCUUGUGACAAAUACAUCUUGAAUAACUCCUACGACUUGAACAACCAGCCAAAUUCAGGUUUUAAAUAUGUGAAAUCAAACAAUAGAACAAUACAGUUCUACAAAUAUUGGUAUGAGUCAAGAACUAAAUAUCCUAAUAAACAUGACCAAGAUGUACUCAAGGAAAUCAAAUUUGAUCCAUAUGUAAAAGAAAUUGCAUUAAAGAUUAGGUUUCUUAAAACACUUUACUUUGGUGGCUUAUGUGAACCCAGUAAAGAUAUGAACCAAGUUUGCACAAUGCAUUCAAAUUGUUGUUUUGGUCUGGAACCUAAAAUCCAUGACCUACGUCUCCUUCUUGAUGAUUGGAGAAACUACAAAUCUUUAUCACCAACUGAUAAGAGUACAUGGAAUGCAAAAUGGAGAGCACCACAAGAUUGCAGGAAGAAGUUUGAUUUUGAACAUUAUAAACCAGUGGAACAUGAAGGAAAGAAAGAUUAACAAUGACAACUUCUAUUAUCCCUUUUCGUGAACAUAUAUAAGAAGUAUACAGGCCGAUCGUAGGAAGUCAUUUCUCACAUUAUUGGAGAGAGAUUCAGCAACAUAUCAAUUUUCCUUCACAGUUUAUUUCUUUUAAGUUGAUGUAAUUUGUAAGGCUUGACCUUAUUUUUUUUUGUAAAGAAUUUUUUACUUCGGCAAUAAAUAAAGUGAGCCCACGAGAUUAGAUUGA